Oikopleura dioica is the source of this 2043-nucleotide messenger RNA. The record is from the annotation of a GenBank genome assembly. NCBI's taxonomy places the organism in Eukaryota, Metazoa, Chordata, Appendicularia, Copelata, Oikopleuridae.
AUGUAUGAAAAACUCAAGUCCAUUCCUCUUGUUCACUGCGCAGGAACUAAGGGAAAAGGCACGACUUGUGCAAUGGCGGAAACGCUUCUCAGAUCAAGGGGCUACAAAACCGGCCUCUUCACCUCUCCCCAUUUCAACAGCAUCAACGAGAGAAUCCGCAUCAACGGCAAACCAAUUUCGGAGGAAGAACUCUCCGCUACAUUUGAAAAGCUCGAAAAGGCUGAGGAAACGGAAUAUUUACGGUGUGGAAAUGAGUGGUUUUCAUAUUUGACGCUGAUUGCUCUGCAAUCUUUUGUCGAGCAAAAAGUGGAUGUGGUCAUCCUCGAAGUCGGCAUCGGUGGACAGCUUUGUUCAACAUCGCAGUAUCCGAUGGGCGCGCCUCGGGUUUGCUGCAUUUCCGCGCUUGGCUAUGAUCAUUUGGAAAAGCUCGGCUAUACGAUUGAAGAAAUUGCGGCGGCAAAAGCUGGAAUAUUCAGACAUGGAGCGACCUUGAUAACGACCUGGCAAGAAUAUCCGGAAGCAUAUGAAGUCCUAGUCAAAUCAGCGAAGAACAGAGGGGAGCUUUUGACUCCUUCUGGAGAGUUGAUCGAUUCCACGGAACUAGAAUUUCCUCAAAAUGUCAAUGCUGCUAGCGCCGUUCUUGCUGUCAGGCAUUUGAUGAAGAAGCUAAAAGGCGGCGUUUUCGAGCGUUUGCGAAAGUUCAGCAGCUCGUCGGAAUCGGACCUAAUGAAAGUUGUCACUCCAAGGGAAAAGGAGGCCAUUCAAUCAAUCCGAUGGCCUGGACGGCAACAGAUUUUGGAGCAUGAAGUCAAAGGCAGAAAGAUCAGAAUUCUUCUUGACGCUGCGCAUACUCCAGAAUCAAUGAAAAUCUUAUCACACUGGGCUGCUAAAAAUAAAGAAGGAGAAACUCUUAUUCUGAUGAAAUCUGCUCGAGGACGUGAUAUCGACAGUCAAAUGGUGCAUAUUGCAGAGUUUCUGAAGCCUGACUAUUUUGCCGGAUGCCCAACUAUUGGAAUGAAUGAAGACGAGCUUGAUUCAAACACGACGAAAGAAAAGUAUUCGCACAUUUUCCCUGACUUUCUGACCGCCAGCAAAGAGGAUCAAUUAAAAGAGCAACACAAAUACGUUGCCAAGGCAGUUGAAAGUGCUCAAAAAUACGGACUGAAGAGUUUUGAAUAUGAAUCAAUAAACGAUUGCCUCGAAAAUAUGCCUGAAGAAGUUAAAACCGUCAUUGUCACGGGCAGCAUUUACAUGGUUGCCGCCUUUUUCCGACUGAGACCGGAUGCUUCCUAUGCUGGUCUCAUCAAGCCCACAUCUAGCCUCAACAAUCUCCAUCCCUGGCACACCGAGCUCAAGGUCACCUCCUUCGAUGGCUCUGUCCAUUUCUGCGGCGGUGUCAUCAUCGACGACGAAUUCAUCCUCACCACGACUGAGCAUUGCUGCCUCGGAAGCACUUCCUCAAUCGAAGCGAUGAUCGGCGGCGGUUACUGGACAGAAGAAGCAAACAGAGCCAACGGCGAAUUUUCCUUCAAGAGCAUCUUUGUCAAACCGAGAAUUGACACGACAGAUGCUUGUUUGGUCAAGAUCCCAUCUUUAUCAAAAUCGAAGCCAGCUACUUGCGAGGAUUGCUUUGGAAAGGCUUGCUUGCCAAUCAGAUCUCAAAGCCCAGAACAUGGUCAGUAUUGCUGGAUGAAGGGAUCCGAAAUGGACCCCACUGCCAAGGUCGGAGUCAACAUCUACUCAGAAAGCUACUGCACUCUCAAUGGAUACCUUCCAACCGGAGCCGUCGACUUCGAAAGCGAGUUCUGCGCUGGCGAGGUUGAUCUCGACAACGACGGAAUUUACGAAGCCGCCGAAGGAAUCUGCACUGCGGAUCGCGGUUCUCCUCUCAUUUGCGAUUCUCCAGAGGGCACAGCUACCAUCUUCGGUCUUUUGUCGAAACAAACUGAUGUUUCAAGCUGCUCCUCGAGCGGAUAUCCAGCGGUUUUUGUCGAUGUUUCGACGAUUACUGACACGCUUGUUCACAUGAUGCAAACAUCUUAA